Messenger RNA from Lodderomyces orthopsilosis Co 90-125, 1548 nucleotides. It is a transcript of the gene JEN2, whose product is annotated as Jen2p. The record is from RefSeq and is a predicted model, not a curated record. The transcript has a single exon. Gene Ontology annotation, molecular function: secondary active monocarboxylate transmembrane transporter activity. The coding region runs from base 1 to 1548 and encodes 515 amino acids. Gene Ontology annotation, cellular component: plasma membrane. NCBI's taxonomy places the organism in Eukaryota, Fungi, Ascomycota, Pichiomycetes, Serinales, Debaryomycetaceae. Gene Ontology annotation, biological process: plasma membrane lactate transport.
AUGCCAGAAUCAAUACAUUCAGUAGCUUCAGAGACUGUUCACGAUCAUAAUAAACACAUUAUUCGGCCCCCAAAGUUCACAAGUAGAACAAUCAAGAAUUACCUCAAGACAAGAUUUACUUCGUUAUGGGUUGGCUGGGAUGAAUUAAAAAAGUACAGCUGGUACGAAUUUAUCAAUCCAUUCCAGCCAUUGGUUGAAAUGAAUUUGCACCAAUGGAACUUCUUUUUCAUAGGGUUCUGGGCCUGGACGUGGGAUGCUUUUGAUUUCUUUGUUACCAGUCUAAACGUUACCAACAUUGCUGAGGACUUGAACGUCUCAACCAAAGACGUAACAUGGGGUAUCACUUUAGUUUUGAUGUUGAGAACUGUCGGUGCGUUAAUUUUUGGUGCUAUUGGUGAUACCUUUGGUAGAAAGUGGCCUUAUAUUAUCAACUUGGUAUUACUUAUGGCUCUUCAAGUUGGUUGUGGGUUUGUGCAAACAUUCAAGCAAUUUCUUGCAGUCAGAGCGUUAUUUGGUAUUGCUAUGGGUGGUAUAUUUGGUAUUUGUGCUGCUGAUGCUCUUGAGGAUGCACCGAAGAAGGCAAGGGGUAUUUUGUCAGGUAUAUUCCAGGGAGGUUAUGCAUUCGGAUAUUUGUUAGCUGUCUGCUUCCAAAGGGCAUUUGACGAGACCCCAAAUACUUGGAGGAACAUGUUCUACUUCUCUGCUGGUGUUCCUGUUAUCUUUAUUGCAUGGAGAUUCAUCAACCCAGAGACAAACACCUACCAACGUCAACAAGAGAGAAUAAAAAAGGAAGCUGCAACGAAGCAGUCGAAGCAUGUACAGUUUGUUGAGUUCGGUAGUCAAGCAAAAAAAGCCUUGAAGACAUAUUGGUUGAUUAUCAUCUACUUGGUAUUGAUGAUGGCCGGUUUCAACUUUUCCUCCCAUGGGUCACAAGAUUUGUAUCCAACAAUGUUGACUGAAACGUACCACUAUGGACACGACAAAUCCACUGUUGUCAAUGUUUGUGCCAAUUUGGGAGCCAUUGCUGGAGGUAUCAUCAUUGCUCACCUUUCAACAUUUAUUGGAAGACGUACAGCCAUUCUUAUUGGGAAUGUAUUUGCUGGAGCGUUCAUUUACCCAUGGGCGUUCAAACCAAUGUGGGUUACCGCAUUCUUUAUGCAGUUUGGUAUUCAAGGAUCUUGGGGAGUCGUGCCUAUUCACUUGACAGAGUUGUCACCACCACACUUCAAAACAAUUGUUACGGGUGUUGCCUACCAGUUGGGUAAUUUGGUUAGUUCGGCAAGUUCCACAAUCGAAGCUACAAUUAAUGAUACCCUUGACGAUUAUGGAAAAACCAUGGCAAUCUUUAUCGGUGCAGUCAUUGCGUACUUGAUGCUCAUUGUAUUUAUUGGCCCAGAGAAUAGGGGUGCAGAUUUGAGUAUUGCAAGAGAUGAUGAGAUGAGUGUGUACGAUGACGAGGACGAGGAUGAUAAAGACGGAGCUGCCUCCAAGGUUGAUGAUAAGGAAGGCGUGUUCUAUGAAAAGCCCACUGUUGUCCAUAAGGAGUGA